Triticum turgidum subsp. durum (durum wheat) is the source of this 459-nucleotide messenger RNA. Lineage: Eukaryota; Viridiplantae; Streptophyta; Magnoliopsida; Poales; Poaceae. The record is from the annotation of a GenBank genome assembly.
AUGAACAGUCACUCGACCAUGGUGGUACCGUCGGUGUUCGCCGCCUUCGACAAGGACGGCGACCGCAAGGUGUCCGUGUCCGAGCUGCGCUGCUGCAUGGCGGCGUCCUUGGGCGAGGACAUAUCCGAGGAGGAGGCGGCCGUGGUCCUCGCGGCGGCGGAUGCCGACGGUGACGGGCUGCUAAACCAAGAAGAGUUCUCGAGGCUAGCCGCCGGUGCCCAUGAAGAGGACGACGUGAGGCGAAGAUGCCUGAGGGAGGCGUUCGGGAUGUACGCGUCGUCCUCCACGGAAGACACGACAACGACGAUGAUUACGCCAGCGAGCCUGAGGCGGACCCUGAGCAGACUGGGGUCGCACGAGCUGGGCGUGGAGGAGUGCAGGGCAAUGAUCUGCAGGUUCGACCUCGAUGGCGACGGCAAACUCUCGUUCGACGAGUUCCGGGUCAUGAUGAUGGCUUAG